AUGGCUUCUCCGGCCAAAGGCAGUGACUUGUUUUCGUCAGACGAGGAGGGCCCCGCGAUGCUGGCCGGCCCGGGCCCGGGGCCUGGGGGUGCCGAGGGCGGCGUGGAGGAGCGCAGGGUCAAGGUCUCCAGCCUGCCCUUCAGCGUGGAGGCGCUCAUGUCCGACAAGAAGCCGCACAAGGAGUCACCCGCGGUGCCACCCGACUGCGCCUCGGCUGGCGCUGCCCUGCGGCCGCUGCUGCUGCCGGGACACGGCGUCCGGGAAGCGCACAGUCCCGGGCCUCUCGUCAAGCCCUUUGAGACCGCCUCGGUCAAGUCGGAAAAUUCCGAAGAUGGAGCGGCGUGGAUACAGGAGCCCGGCAGAUAUUCCCCUCCGCCCAGACACAUGAGCCCCACAACCUGCACCCUGAGGAAACACAAGACCAACCGGAAGCCACGCACGCCCUUCACCACCUCCCAGCUUCUAGCCCUGGAGCGCAAGUUCCGCCAGAAACAGUACCUCUCCAUUGCAGAGCGGGCCGAGUUCUCCAGCUCUCUGAACCUUACAGAAACCCAGGUCAAAAUCUGGUUCCAGAACCGAAGGGCUAAGGCGAAAAGACUGCAGGAGGCGGAACUGGAAAAGCUGAAAAUGGCUGCCAAACCUAUGCUGCCCUCAGGCUUCAGUCUGCCCUUCCCCAUCAACUCUCCCCUGCAAGCAGCAUCCAUUUAUGGAGCAUCCUACCCCUUCCAUAGACCUGUGCUUCCCAUCCCGCCUGUUGGACUCUAUGCCACGCCGGUUGGAUAUGGCAUGUAUCAUCUAUCCUAAAGAAGACCAAAUGGAUAGACUCCGGGAUGGAUGUUUGCAUGAAAGCAUUCCCCUCCCUCUCCUAGAAGGUGGUGCCAGUCCAGCUCCUGAACACAAACCUUGCAUCGCCACCCUAAGCCACAGAGUGACUUUGUUAUUUAGGUGAGAGGCACCAAGACCUGUUUUGUUUUCAUAAUCUUCCAGAUGCCCCCCUUUCCUCUCACAAAUAUUGGCUCUGCUAGUUUUUAUGUAUAAAUAUAUAAUAAAAUAUAAGACAUUUUUAUAUGCCAGAUGUAAAAAUUCAAGUUAUUUUGAAAGGCAAAAUUUAUAUAUACAUUUAUCCGUUUUUCUAGAUAGCAUCUUCUUAAGAUACUGUGUUAAGUUUGCUACAUUUUCUUAAAGGGAAAGAGAUUAUUUGCAGAAUUUGCUAGAAUUUGAGAGGAUGGUGGACCUUCUUAUGGAAAGCAUACCAGAAGUAGGCACAGAGCAUAUAAGAAUUAGAUUCAGGUAGAUACUUGCAAAGGAAGG
This is a messenger RNA of Microtus ochrogaster (prairie vole), 1311 nucleotides long. RefSeq names its product msh homeobox 2 (gene Msx2). Gene Ontology annotation, molecular function: RNA polymerase II transcription regulatory region sequence-specific DNA binding; DNA-binding transcription factor activity, RNA polymerase II-specific. Lineage: Eukaryota; Metazoa; Chordata; Mammalia; Rodentia; Cricetidae. Gene Ontology annotation, biological process: embryonic morphogenesis; regulation of transcription by RNA polymerase II. Gene Ontology annotation, cellular component: nucleus. The record is from RefSeq and is a predicted model, not a curated record.